GGAAAACCUCAGUAUGCAUUUGACCGUCGCGGGGAGUAUACGUGUCCCUCUCGGUGGCCUGGCUUUACUCGCAGUCUGGCAUGUUAUAAGGCGCUUGGCGUGGUGUGGCAGCGCUCAGUGACGCAAUGACGCUCCCUGGUGGCUAUAAGUGACAUUAUUAGUAGCGUCGUCCAUUCAGAAAACAUGUUGGUCACGUGUUCCGGCGCCCUCGUGACGUCAUCAGCAGACCGCCGCUGAUUGGCUAACAGAAAACCACAACAACAACAACAACAAGAAAAGAAAAAACCCUAAAAAAUCACCAAAAAAAAAAAAAACCCAGGAAUCAAGAAAAACAACAACAAAAGCAAACAAUGGAAGAUUACUCAACAAAAUUCAACCUACUCAUCACGUUCCUCCUUUCCUUACUCGUGUGGAGGGAAGGAGGGAGAGGAGGAGGAGGAGGAGGGACGAUACAAGGAGUACUGGGCCUUUCCUCCUCCACCUCCACCUCCACAUCCUCCUCCUCCUCCUCCUCCUCCUCCUCCUCCUCGUGUGACGUGUCAGAGUACCCGUGUGACAACGGCGCGUGCGUUCCUAACAGCUUCUUCUGCGACGGACAAGCUCAAUGUUCUGAUUACUCUGACGAGCCCCCGGGGUGUUCAGUGUGUAACAGAACAUACUAUGGCAGCGUGGACCACACUUAUCAGCUGGAAGUCCCUGCUCCGCCUGCGUCACGAGCGGGGCCCCCAGCGUCCGCCGGCCACGCCCACCCGUUGCUGCUGCUGGGGGGCACGCCGUCGGAGAGUUUCAAGUGCGUGCUAACCCUCUCAGCCCUAGGGGGAAACCACGGGGAGAUGCUUCAAGUUACCUUCUCUGAAUUUCACGUCGGGCAUUUCAACGUGGCUUCUGCUGCUGAGGGCGGCGACAUGGGCAGCGUGGGAGGAGGCAUAGCAAACAUGGCAGGAAUGGCGGGAGGGAAGCCAGGAGGAGGAGGUAAAGGUGGAGGUGGAGUGGUGGAGGGUGUGCGGCACGUAGGAGGCUGUGAGGGGGACCACGUGACCAUCGAGGAGCCUAAGCUGGUGGAGCGCGGCGGGCGUUGGUGUGGGGAGGGCAGCGGCCUCAACGUGUACUUCAGCGAGACAGACAGCGUGGUGGUGACGCUGCAUGCCGCGGCCACCACGCAGGGAGAGUACUUCGACAACCCCCUCAGGUUCAAGAUUAAGUACAAGUUUCUGCCGCGGGCGCGCGCCGAGGUGCGGUACGGGCGUGGCGGCGGCAAGUACCGCGGGGACGAGGUGCGGAACAGCGUGUGCAGCCGCGUGUUCCAGGGCUGCCGCGCCCGCCGCUGCCGCCUGCAGUCCCCGAACUACCCCGGUCUGUACCCGCGCAACGUGACCUGCUACUACCUGGUGAAGGCACUGCCGCCCCCCGCGCCGGACCUGCUGCCCCUGGUGACCCUCAGCCAGCCCAACGACCGCCUGGUGCACGUGGGGCGCCAGGGGCUGGGCGGCAGGGUGUCGCCCGAGGCACGCCUGCGGCAGGACGGGGAGUGUCGCGCACCGGAGGACUUCCUGCUGGUGUACGACGGCGGCUCCAUGAAGGCGCCGCUGCUGGCGCGCCUGUGCGGCACUGCCUCGCUGCCCAACAUCACAUCCAGUGGACCGGAGAUGCUGGUGGUGUUCCAGGCCGCCACCUCCGGCAGGAUGAACCACCUGCCCAACCUGGUGGCGGGCUUCGAGCUGCAGGCGCACGUGAUGUACAUGCGCGAGGCCGCGGGGCGCGUCGCCAACUCGGUGUGUGACUACGUGCUGCAAAGCGGGGGCGGCUCACGCGGUGUGGUGAGCAGCCCCGUGUUCGCGCUGCCCGCCAACUCCUCCUGCGCCUACCACUUCGAGGGGCGCCGCGAUGAGGUGGUGUGGCUGUACUUCACAAAGUACCACCGCGCCCCCGCCACCAGCAACAGGCCCAGCCACUCGCCCUGCCUCAACCGCCUGGCCAUCUACGACGGCGGCCCCAACGCGGACGGCGCCGCGCACCUCAUGGGCGACUUUUGCGACGACCAGCUGCCGCCCACCUGUGUGCGGGCACGCCAGCGCGGCCUGGUGAGCCAGCCGUGUGGAGACGACGAGAGCUUCCUGUCCUCCGGGCCGUCCAUGCUGGUGACGCAAAGCUUCACGGACAGCACGGCGCUGCUGCCGCUGCGCUACGUCAUCCACUACGAGUUCGUGAGUGCGGGCGAGGCGGGGCGCCAGGCAGGCACCGACUGCGAUCACACCUUCAGCAGCGACCGCCGCCGCAACGGCCACUUCCGUUCGCCGCAAAACGUGUUCCUGUACGGGCGCGGCGGUAAGGCGUCGCUGUCGUGCCGCUACUCCUUCACGCAGCGGCCUGACGAGGUGGUGACGGUGCGCGUGACCAGCCUGGGCUUCCGCGGCAACCUGUGCAAGACAGUGCACAACUCGCAGUCUGAACUGUUCGAGUGCAUCGCGCGCCUGCCGGGCUCCGCGGUGCUGGAGGCAUGGGAGGAGCCCUGGCCCCUCACGCGCCUGCCACUGGGAUGCCUCUGCGACGCCUCCGCCGCGCCAGCCACCUUCCGCAGCCACGCGCCACGCGUGCAGCUCAGGUUCGCCAUCAAGGACAUGAGCUGGGCGCAAGACUUCAGCGACUUCUUCUUUGAGGCGGAGUACGAGUUUGAGUCCGUGGCGGCGUGCGGGGGCGCGCACGUGCUGAACGGCUCCACGGGCGCCAUCGAGGUCGGGGACAGCGACGCGGCGUGCCACCAGCUGCCGUGGAAGAUCGUGGCGCGCGAGGCGAGCCACCUGUACCUGCACGUGCCGGGCUACCACGCCGCUAGCCAGCGCUGCGUCACGCACAACAGGGUGGUGGUGUACGGCAGCCAGACGGUGCGCCCCAUCAAAGCCGUAUGCCCCGAUGCCUCCGCCACGCACGGUGUGCACGUCUUCUCCUCGGGCUGGACGGCCGUGCUGGAUUACGGCGAGCCGCGCCCUGACUCCCUCAUCAUCCGCUACCUGGCGCGCGAGCCCGCCACCUACCGCCUCACGUGGCUGGAGGUGCGGCGCGAACCGCGCCCCUCGGCGCUGGAGUCCCACAAGGGCGGGCAUGGGCGUGGGCGUCAAGCCUCCGCUGCCUCGUGUCCACACCUGUGCCCGCAGAUCGACGCGUGCAUCAGCAGCGACCUGUGGUGUGACGGCGCGCGUCAUUGCCCCUCCGGCGCUGACGAGACCAGCUCCACCUGCCUCUACCUCAGCGUGCCCUGGCUGUACGUGGGCGUGGCCAGCGCAGGCCUGGGCGUGGUGCUGGUAGCGCUGAUCGCGGCGCUGGUCAGCGUGCGCGUGUACCGGCGCGGCAAGGUCAAGCGCAAGAAGAAGAAGGAGGCGCAGCGCCUCAUGACCCGCGAGGUCAUCCUGCCUCUCAACUUCCACAAGGACAUUUACUGAACACCACACACCCUCCCCCCUCCCUCCCCCAUCAUACCUCUCGUUUCUUCCCCUCCCCUCCCCUCCCCUCCCCACCACCUCCCCCUCGUCAGGAGUGGCCGGAUUGUCCGGGCCAAUUUUUAUACAGUUUUGUACAGGUCGUGCACGCGGGUGUUACCUGUGUACGUGUGUACGUGUGUGUGUGUAUGUGUGUGUGUGUGUGUGUGUGUGUGUGUGUGUGUGUGUGUGUGUGUGUGUGUGUGUGUUUCUGUCUGUCUACCUGAUAUCAUUGCCUUGCCUUAACACGCCUCCCCCCUAAUCCAGCCGCCCCUCCCCCCUCAAGGCGCCGCUGCGGUCGUGACACUGUGCCACAUCCCAUCCUCACCCUUCUCCUCCACCGCCCCUCCCUCACCCACACCCUCCCCCUUAACACCCCCUCCCUCACCCACACCUGAAACACGACAAGAUCGGUACCCCCCAACACCACCACCAUCAGUACUACUCCCACUCCUACUCCUCCUCCUCCUACUACUACUACUACUACUACUACUACUACUACUACUACUGCAGCCUAGCGUAUUGACACCAGGAACAAAGCAACACAAAGGAGGACGGCGACACAACACAACACAACACAGUACAGCACAGCACAACGCAACAAUUGAUCCCCAUCGUCGUCGCCUUCGUCAGAUAAAUGAAUCCCCCCUCAGCUCAAAAAAAAAAAAAGCGAAUAAAAAAUCGAGUCUGCAGCAAAAAUAAUAACAAAAAAAAAGGAAAAAAGAAAAAGAAAAAAAAACAUACAGGAAAAGAAUACAAAACAAAGUAACAAAAUUGAGACUAAAAUUUGUUGCUUCAUUCUGUUCCCUUCCUCUCCUCCUCCUCCUCCUCCUCCUCUUCCGUGUCGCACAUGAAAGACAAGCAGAGAAUCACUUUUCCAGUAGCGGGGCGGGAAAAUAAGAGUAGUUUCCCCUCUUUUCGUUUUCUGUUUGUCACUCGUUAGUUUAUUUUUACCCCAUUUUCUUUCGACAUGUGUCUGAUUGCGAUGUUUCAGUCUACCCUGCCGUAAUGAAAACGAGGUGUCAUGGAAAACGAGGAAAUCAUCACGAGAGGGGAAAAUGGGAAAGAAUUAUGUGGCACUUCAAAUAAAAGGGAAAAUAAAAGGAGAGAAAACGGAAGCUGAAAAAAAAAAAAACGAUUAUGUCAUAGAAAACGUGACGCUCAUCGGGAAUCUGCCAUAAGCAGAGACUAUAAUAAAAACACAUUCCUAACAAAAUAGAGGAAGAAAAUACAAAGUGAGAGACAGAUUAAAAAAAAAAGAGGAAAAAAAAGAGAAAACCCGUUGUGCAUUCCAAAACUCUAACACUAACUUUCUUUCUUAUAGGACUAUACAAAACUUUUUUCCCCACGGUAGGCCUAAAUAAAAAUGUUACGAAAAAAAAAGAAUUUAUGGACAGUUGCACAAAUUAGCUCCCUUACCUGAAAGUGUUAUCCCCUGUAGCUUAGAGAGAGAGAGAGAGAGAGAGAGAGAGAGAGAGAGAGAGAGAGAGAGAGAGAGAGAGAGAGAGAG
Scylla paramamosain (green mud crab) is the source of this 4983-nucleotide messenger RNA. RefSeq lists its product as uncharacterized. Gene Ontology annotation, molecular function: protein binding. The record is from RefSeq and is a predicted model, not a curated record. Gene Ontology annotation, cellular component: plasma membrane. The transcript has 6 exons. Bases 351 to 3437 code for a protein of 1028 amino acids. Lineage: Eukaryota; Metazoa; Arthropoda; Malacostraca; Decapoda; Portunidae.